Messenger RNA from Raphanus sativus (radish), 1991 nucleotides. RefSeq lists its product as uncharacterized. Lineage: Eukaryota; Viridiplantae; Streptophyta; Magnoliopsida; Brassicales; Brassicaceae. The transcript has 10 exons. Gene Ontology annotation, molecular function: protein binding; tRNA (guanine(46)-N7)-methyltransferase activity. The coding region runs from base 272 to 1549 and encodes 425 amino acids. Gene Ontology annotation, biological process: RNA (guanine-N7)-methylation. The record is from RefSeq and is a predicted model, not a curated record. Gene Ontology annotation, cellular component: nucleus; tRNA methyltransferase complex; cytosol.
GUCCUCUGUUUCUGUCUUUGUUGACAGAUAUUUUUUGUCGUGCUCCUUUUGAUUGGGCCAAUACGCGAGGCCCAUUAUCGAAUGUUAUAGUACGCGGGCCGACAAUUUCUUUAAUUUAUAAACCCAAAAUCUUACAACAACUAAAAUCUUACAACAAACAACUAAACAGACACUCGAUUUCUGUUGCAAGUCAGAUUGUUCUGUUGGCUUUCUCACGAACUUUGCUUAAACCCUAAAAACUACUGUUCUUCCUUCUCUCUCUGUAUAAAAAAUGGAAGAAUCUCACAUCGAAGAAGGAGAAAGCCAGAACAAACUACUCGAGGUUGCUCCUGCACUAAUAUCCGUUCACCCAUCUCAGGAAUCCGUAGCUGUCACCGUCGGUUCGGAUCUUCGUGUAUUCGAUCUUAUAGAGAAUCAGCCAGUUACUUUGGUGGAUGAAUCUGAUGGAUCUCCCCAUAAGGAUUCCGUUAGAGCUAUUAGCUAUGGUGCGAGUGGAAAGCUCUUCGUGUCUGCAGGCGAUGACAAGCUGGUCAAGAUUUGGUCUGCAGAGUCUUGGCGUUGCCUUAACACUAUAUCUUCUGAGAAGAGAGUUAGUGCGGUUGCUAUAAGCGGCAAUGAUUCGCAUGUUUGCUAUGCGGACAAGUUCGGUGUUGUAUGGGUUGUCGAGUUAGAUGGGAUCAGUGAGGGUCAUCAAGUUUUGCCUAGUAAGAAGGGUGCGCCGCUGCUUUCUCAUUAUUGUAGUAUUAUUACUAGCUUGGAGUUUUCCCCAGAUGGUCGAUAUAUUCUUAGUGCUGAUCGGGACUUUAAGAUAAGAGUGACUGUUUUUCCUAAGGAGCCUCUACAAGGGGCUCAUGAAAUACAGAGCUUUUGUCUUGGACAUACAGAGUUUGUUACCUGCAUAGCCUUUGUCUGUAAUCCAGAGCUUGCUCAAGGGUAUCUCAUGUCUGGAAGUGGAGAUUCAACAGUUCGGUUGUGGGAUAUUACAUCCGGGUCUCUUCUCGACACAUGUGAAGUUAGUACCAUGGCAGGACAAAUAGAGUCUAAUGAAAGUGAGCCGGUGCAAGUCACAGUGACUGAUAUAUGCGCUAUCCCGAAUACUUGUUCUGCAGCUGUGUCUAUUCAAAGUUUUCAAGGAAUAUUAUUGUUAAGCUGUGAUUUAUCAGCUCAUUCUCUCUCCCUCACAAAGGUAGUUAAAAUCCCUGGAGAAAGUUUCAUCCCCACUAGUAUUUCUUUAAGCACAUCUACAAGGUUACUAUGGAUGGUGUCAGGAGCCUCUAAUGGCUCGAACCAUCCUGGUUAUUCGAGGGUUCGUGUCAUCUCGUGCAUUGAGGCUGAACCAUCUUCAGUCCUCGAAGAUGAGCAGAUUCCCGGAGGGACGAAACUGUUGGAGAAAUUGCAAGGUAAAGUUUCAAUAGAAGAGAGUGUGAUGAGCGCUGCAGCAGAAGCUGUGAGAGCAGCAAUGUCCAGCCUUUUGAUGAAGAAGCAAUACUCUGACGAGAAGAGAGAGUUCAGGAAAAGAACCAGAAAUGAUAAGAAGACCACAAACUGAUUACUUUUAUUUUUUUUUUGGCUAAAACAUUAAUGUUUUUUUCAUCAUUGUAAUAUUUAGAUUAUGAUAACGUUACAGUUUGCAGCAGUGGCAAAUCCUUGAAUCAGAGACUAGUUUGAACUCUUGUUUGUGUAGCACAAAACUCAACUUUCAUUCGAUUUGGAACAGAUCCGUCCAUCGCUUUCUCUCUGUUCUAAAACGCGGCCGAGUAGCCGCAAACGCGGCCGCGAAAACGCUACUCGGAGACCCAGCGUUUCGAUUUGGGCCAACUCGCUAAACAAAAUCGGUUUGUUAAUAACCGGCCGCAUAAUCAAAGUUACGCGCUAUUAAUCCGAUUAAACACCGAUUAAUUUUAUAACUUUUGUAAAGCUAGGCCCAUCUUAUUGGGCCAUGACUUUGUUCAGAUCCGAAUGAUUUAUUAGAAGGGGACAUCUUGCUUAUU